AAACCAGGACAAGUUUUCCUUGGACGAGAGCGAAGACGCCGGUGACCAAACCCUAAGCCUAGCCUCGCCCUCUUCGCCUCAUCCAUUUUUAAAGUUUUUUCGAGAAGAAGAAGGAAAGAUGACGGCCGAUGUAGAGAUGGAGGUCCAGGCGCCGUCCAGUUCUGUACCCUCCGCCACUGUUCCUUCCACUCUUCAACAUUUGAAGGAGAUCGCGUCCUUGAUCGAGACUGGCGCGCAGGGCAAGGAGGUGCGACGGAUCGUGCGGGCUGUGCGCCUGACGAUGAUGCUUCGCCGAAAGCUCAGGGCGUCUGUGUUGUCCGCGUUCCUCGGCCACGUCCUCCCCUCGGGCUCCGAGGCGUUUGCUAAGCUUUCUUCAUUUCUUCCCAAGGAUGAUGAGCAUGACAUGGAUGUGGAUACAGCAGCAUCAGCGGUACAAGGUCCUGCUAAGCAUUGUAUACCGGAGCUGGAAAUUUUUUGCUACUUGAUUGUUCUCAUAUAUCUGAUUGACCAAAAGAGAUACAAUGAGGCUAAAGCAUGUUCUUCUGCUAGCAUUGCUCGCUUAAGGAACAUAAACCGAAGAACUGUGGAUGUUAUAGCUUCCCGUUUGUACUUCUAUUAUUCAUUCAGUUAUGAACUCACAAAUAGUCUUGCUGAGAUUCGUGGGACUCUUCUUGCAUUGCAUAGGAUGGCGACCUUACGACAUGAUGAGUUGGGUCAGGAAACCCUUCUGAACCUUCUACUUCGCAAUUAUCUCCAUUACAACUUGUAUGACCAGGCAGAGAAGCUAAGGUCGAAAGCACCACGUUUUGAGGCACACUCGAAUCAACAGUUCUGUCGGUAUCUCUUUUACCUUGGAAAAAUAAGAACCAUUCAGUUGGAAUAUACUGAUGCUAAAGAGAGCCUUCUGCAAGCUGCUCGGAAAGCUCCAGUUGUGGCCCGUGGAUUUCAAAUCCAGUGCAACAAGUGGGCAGUCAUUGUCCGUUUACUUCUUGGCGAGAUCCCUGAAAGAACUGUUUUCAUGCAGAAAGGCAUGAAGAAGGCUUUGACACCAUACUUUGAGCUAACUAAUGCUGUGCGGAUUGGAGACUUGGAGCUAUUUAAAAUUGUUGCAGACAAGUUUUCAGGGACUUUCAGUUCAGACAGGACCCAUAAUCUGAUUGUCAGGCUACGCCACAAUGUGAUAAGGACUGGACUCCGCAAUAUUAGCAUUGCAUACUCUCGGAUUUCCCUUGCUGAUGUAGCUAGAAAACUGAGAUUGGACUCACCGAAUCCUGUGGCUGAUGCAGAGAGCAUAGUAGCCAAAGCCAUUAGAGAUGGGGCAAUAGAUGCAACUAUAGAUCAUUCUAACGGAUGGGUGGUCUCCAAGGAGACCGGGGAUGUCUACUCCACCAAUGAACCACAGAUUGCAUUCAAUUCGAGGAUUGCCUUCUGCCUCAACAUGCAUAAUGAAGCUGUGAGAGCACUGAGGUUCCCACCAAACUCCAACAAGGAGAAAGAAAGUGAAGAGACGAGGCGGGAGAGGCAACAGCAAGAGCAGGAGCUUGCUAAGCAUAUUGCAGAGGAAGAUGAUGAUGAUUUUUAGUCGUCUUUAAAAAACGUAAUUCAGGUUAUUAUGGGCAGCUCCUACUUUGGAGCUGUUGCAAAAGAUUGUGAUGAUACUCGCAAAAGAUUGUGGAAUAUAAAACUAGUGAUGCUGUUGUCUUUGCUUCUUAUCAGACCUCGAGGUUUUGGCAUCUGUGGUGGUUCGAACUGAACCCUAUCGGUAAACUGCUGAAUUAAUUAUUGCAUUUUCUUUAUCCAUGUUGUAUUUAGUGAUGUAUGAACCCUAUCAGAAAACUGCUGAAUUAAUGAUUGCAUUUUCUUUA
Musa acuminata subsp. malaccensis (wild Malaysian banana) is the source of this 1865-nucleotide messenger RNA. RefSeq names its product probable 26S proteasome non-ATPase regulatory subunit 3. Lineage: Eukaryota; Viridiplantae; Streptophyta; Magnoliopsida; Zingiberales; Musaceae. Gene Ontology annotation, molecular function: enzyme regulator activity. The record is from RefSeq and is a predicted model, not a curated record. Gene Ontology annotation, cellular component: proteasome regulatory particle, lid subcomplex; proteasome complex. Gene Ontology annotation, biological process: regulation of protein catabolic process; ubiquitin-dependent protein catabolic process.